AUGGAUUUAAGAUUGGUACUUUUUUGUUCGUUGUGGUACGUUGCCAAUAAAGGGGUAUUUUCAUCCCCUGUGACGGGAUCACAGUUUAAGGAAGAUGACUUAAUAGUUGAAUUGGACAAUUUAGGCAAAAUCCGUGGACACAUUCUUCAAAGUUCCGAAGGAAACGAUUUCUAUGCUUUUCAAGAUGUUCCCUAUGCAGAACCUCCUAUAGGAAGCAACAGAUUUAGGCCUCCCAAACCUCAUGGUCCAUGGGACGGAGUCUUGAAUGUUACAACCAACUUAAAAAUGUGUCCGCAAGUAUUCAUCUUAGAUAAAUAUUCGAGUUCCGACACCAAUACCGCUGAAGAUUGCUUGGUUCUGAAUGUUUACACACCAGUGAAACCUAGUUCCAAUAAAUCUUUACCAGUAUUCUUUUGGAUUCAUGGUGGAGCCUUUGUUGCUGGCACGGGUUCAAUAUUAUUUUACAACCCAAAAUUGCUAAUUGAUUAUGAUAUAGUAGUGGUAACAAUCAACUACCGAUUAGGAGCAUUUGGAUUUUUAACAACACUUGAUGAAAAUAUUCCCGGUAAUUUGGGACUUAAGGACCAACUGUUGGCUCUUAAGUGGGUACAUGAACACAUUCAUAAAUUUGGAGGGGAUCCUAAACAAGUCACAGUAGGCGGAGAAAGUGCUGGAAGUAUGUCUGCUGGUUUUCAUUUCUUGAGUAGAGCAGCGAAAGGCUUAUUUAGUGGAAUUAUCCAACAAAGUGGAUCGCCACUAUCUGGAUCCAUGUACCCAUCAAAUGACAGAAACGUGGCGUUUGAAUUCGGCAAAGCGUUAAAUAGUUCAUUUACAUCAAGCAGAUCAAGUGAUUUAUUAGAGCUGCUGCAACAAACCUCCUAUUCAGAUAUAAUGGAUCUUCAGAAUAAGUUUAAAUCUGGAGAAAGCUUUGGAUUUAUGGAUGGCAUUACUUUUAAACCAGUUUUGGAGAAUGACUUCGACGAUGAUGCUUUUGUUACUGAACCUAUGCAUGGUGCUGUACUUGAUGGUCGUUUCAAUUUAGUACCACUCCUGAUCGGUUUCAAUUCUGAAGAAUCUCUGUUGUUCUUAGCAACAACUAGCAAAGAAACAGUUAAAGAAAGGGCUGAAUUUCUUGACAAAAAUCUAACAAAUCUUGUAUCAGAUUACCUUAACGUAGCGGAAGAGGACAAAGAGACAGUUGGUGGAGGUUUUAAAAGAAGAUAUAACUAUUCUUCCUUUACAGAAGACAGAAAUGCAUUAAUAAAGUACACUACUGACGAAGUUUUUGCACGAUCAACCUUCCGGCAAGCUGAAUGUGCAUCCCGAUAUGUACCUGUUUACCUAUAUGAGCUUUCGUGGUUACCAGAUGGCAGCACUGAUAUAGGUAAGUUUAAACCAUUAAAUUUAUGGUAUUUAUGGGAUGGAUUUCCUUACUACACAACUAAUGAAAAUCUGCGAAAACCGAUACUAAAGUGGUGGACUAAUUUCAUCAAAUAUCAGAACCCCACUCCAGUUUCAGAUGAAGAACUUCAAAAUUUAAUUUGGCCAGAAGUACAACCCAACGCUGUGAAGUAUUUAGACAUAAAUUCUCAGUUCACAAUAAAAGAAAAUCCCAGAAAUUAUUACAGUUUUAAAUAUAUGUUAGAUCUUUAUAUACAUGCUCCUUAUAUAUCAUAUUAA
This is a messenger RNA of Diabrotica balteata, 1680 nucleotides long. The record is from the annotation of a GenBank genome assembly. NCBI's taxonomy places the organism in Eukaryota, Metazoa, Arthropoda, Insecta, Coleoptera, Chrysomelidae.